AAAUCUGUUGAAUGAUUGUCUCCUUGUUGGUCGGAGCUAACAAGGAGGCUAAAUGACUCUGGUCGCCGCCAGCUGAAGGAGCGAAAUGAAGUGAAGUGGAGGCUGAGCGCUGAGCGGCGCGUCCUGUCAGUCGCUGCUGAGGAAGAGGAGAGAGAGGAAGCUGCGCUAUAAAAGCCGGAGUCUCCGCGCGGCUCCGGAGUUCGCAGGAGGCGCUCGGAGCGCCGCAGAGCUUCUCUGGGUCUCCAGGCCGGGUUCCGAGUUUCAGGCUGCGGGUCGCCGGAUGCCGCGUUUCUCUGCAGCUGUCGAGAUGCUUCCGGCGACCAGGCGCCGCUGCGGGUGAGGAUGAGGAGGAGGAGGCAGGAGCGGGUCUGACUGAGGCUGCAGGACAUGCGGCGUCUUCUCCUCUGAAUGCGGGUUUGAGAGCUUCCCAAGCGGCCAGUCGGAGCUCGAUGAGCGGGGCAGGUGACGGAGGAAGAAGGUGGAGGGAUGGAGCCGCCCGCCAGCUACGGAGGUCUGCUGAACUUCUCCACCAAUGACUCCGCCACCAGCGGCUCCGAGGCGGAGCGGCGGGGCUCCAGCCUGGGCCCCCAGGCGGCUCUGGCCGUGACUCUGGGGCUCAUCACCUGCGCCACCACGCUCUCCAACGCCUUCGUCAUCGCCACCAUCUACCAGUCCCGGAAGCUGCACACCCCGGCCAACUUCCUCAUCGCGUCCCUGGCGCUCACGGACCUGCUGGUGUCCAUCCUGGUGAUGCCCAUCAGCGCGCUGUACACGGUGCUGCAGACCUGGCCGCUGGGCCAGGUGAUGUGUGACAUCUGGCUGUCCUCGGACAUCACCUGCUGCACCGCCUCCAUCCUCCACCUGUGCGUCAUUGCGCUGGACCGGUACUGGGCCAUCACGGACGCGGUGGAGUACUCCAAGAAGCGCACGGCGGGACGCGCCGCCGGCAUGAUCGCCACCGCCUGGGUCAUCGCCAUCUCCAUCUCCCUACCGCCAUUCUUCUGGCGCCAGGUGAAGGCGGAGGAGGUGACGAGCUGCAACGUGAACACGGACCACAUCUUCUACACCAUCUACUCCACCUUCGGCGCCUUCUACAUCCCCACGCUGCUGCUCAUAUGCCUGUACGGCCGGAUCUACGUGGAGGCGCGGAAGCGCAUCCUGAAGCAGGCGCAGUACAAGCAGGGGAAGAGGCUGACCUCUGCGCACCUGAUCAGCAGCUCCCCCGGCUCCGUGGCGUCCACCACCUCCCUGAACUACGGGACGAACGACGCCUCCUCCUGCGACACUACCUCGUCCUCCCCCAGUGUGAGCCAAGUCAAAGUCACUGUGUCAGACGCGCUGCUGGAGAAGAAGCGCAUCUCUGCGGCCAGGGAGCGGAAGGCCACCAAGACCCUGGGCAUCAUCCUGGGAGCCUACAUCGUCUGCUGGCUGCCCUUCUUCAUCUACACCCUUCUAGUGCCUCUCUGCGAGUCCUGCUUCCACCCAGGGCUGUUCGACAUCUUCACCUGGCUCGGGUACCUCAACUCCCUCAUCAACCCCAUCAUCUACACCAUGUCCAAUGAGGAUUUCCAGCAGGCCUUCCACAAACUCAUGCUGCGCUUCAGGUGCUGCAGGGCGUGAGGACUGCUUCCUCCAAAUGGAGCCCAGAACCAGCCCACAGGUGGGACCCAUACUGGGAUUGUCUGCAAGGUAUGUAACAGUCCAUGGUGGUAAGGGGACCCAGCCAGUCCCAUCUGGGUCCCAUGUCUGGGGUCCACAGGUCACAGGCUGGAGGGCUGCAGAACAAGCAUGAGGAUUUUCAGUCAUCAGUGAUUGGUGUUGCUGGAAGCCAUCUGACAUUCACAGGUGGGACCCAUCGUCCAAAACUAGGAUAACCUGCAAGCUAAGAGUUAUGGAAGUCUCCAAGGGUUCAUAACCAAACAGACUGAGUGG
Molecule: messenger RNA, 1932 nt
Organism: Gambusia affinis (western mosquitofish)
Lineage: Eukaryota; Metazoa; Chordata; Actinopteri; Cyprinodontiformes; Poeciliidae
Product: 5-hydroxytryptamine receptor 1B-like
Exons: 1
Coding region: 487-1620 (377 amino acids)
Biological process (GO): adenylate cyclase-activating adrenergic receptor signaling pathway
Cellular component (GO): plasma membrane
Molecular function (GO): G protein-coupled serotonin receptor activity
Source: RefSeq, a predicted model, not a curated record